GGGGUGGGAGGGGGGGGAGCGCGAGAGUGAGUGAGUGGCUGAGUGAGUUUACCCCUAUGAGGCGGUGAGAGGCCAGGGGCCUACCUCCAGAGGAGCGGGGUCGCGGUGCCGCUUAGCAGCGGGUCCCCGAGCCCGGUGGCGCGGCGGUGUGGCUCGGUUGUGAGGAGGUGGAAAAGCUCGUGUCCGGGCCCCGCCAUGGAGGGCAUGGAUAUGGACCUGGACCCGGAGCUGAUGCAAAAGUUCAGCUGUCUGGGCACCACCGACAAGGACGUGCUCAUCUCAGAGUUCCAGCGGCUGCUUGGCUUCCAGCUCAACCCGGCCGGCUGCGCCUUCUUCCUGGACAUGACCAACUGGAACUUACAAGCAGCAAUUGGCGCCUAUUAUGACUUUGAGAGCCCAAACAUCAGUGUGCCCUCUAUGUCUUUUGUGGAAGAUGUCACCAUAGGAGAAGGCGAGUCAAUACCUCCUGACACUCAGUUUGUAAAAACGUGGCGGAUCCAGAAUUCUGGAGCAGAAGUCUGGCCUCCAGGGGUUUGUCUUAAAUAUGUCGGGGGAGACCAGUUUGGACAUGUGAACAUGGUGAUGGUGAGAUCCCUAGAGCCCCAAGAGAUUGCAGAUGUCAGCGUCCAGAUGUGCAGCCCCAGCAGAGCAGGAAUGUAUCAGGGACAGUGGCGGAUGUGCACUGCUACAGGACUCUACUAUGGAGAUGUCAUCUGGGUGAUUCUCAGUGUGGAGGUGGGUGGACUUUUAGGAGUAACACAGCAGCUGUCAUCUUUUGAAACGGAAUUCAACACACAGCCGCAUCGCAAAGUAGAAGGAAACUUCAACCCGUUUGCCUCGCCCCAAAAGAACCGACAAUCAGAUGAAAACAACUUAAAAGACCCUGGGGGUUCCGGGUUCGACUCAAUCAGCAAAAACACAUGGGCUCCUGCUCCUGACCAAACUGAGCAAGAUCAGGAUAGACUCUCACAGAACUCUGUAAAUCUGUCCCCCAGCAGUCACACAAACAACUUAUCAGUAGUGACUUACAGUAAGGGGCUCCACGGGCCUUACCCCUUCGGCCAGUCUUAAACGGGUGUCAGCAAGAAGAAAAAUUAACAAAAGACAGAAGGCCCGACUUUGGGGGGGAGGGCAAGGGGUUCCUCUGGAUUCCAGACCACGCCGCCCGGACCCCUGGCUCUGCCUCCCCAUCCCAGCAGAAGAGGAAGCAGCAGAACAGACUAGUUUGGAGUGAACUCGGUGUGCGUGUGUGAGUGCUGACUUGCAGGGACGACACGGCCGCCUGGGGUCUCCAUCGCUAGGUGAAAGUUUAACAAGUCACUGGGGCGCUUGGGGAAGGAACAAGUUCUAAGUGGGGGAAAAUAAGCCAUCUUUUUAAACAGAAAUUAUUUUGCCUACAGAGGUUGUAGUUUUGCGCACAUGACUCUUCCCCCUUUUCCCCGUUUAUUUUUGUAAGAGGGUAAGUGCUUGAUCUGGAAGCGGUUCAGGCCGAGACCCCAUGGGUCAGCACCUCGGGACCGCGGCAGGCUGGCCCCGUCUGUUUCUAGUGAUGUCAGCCGAUGAGCUCACCCUCCCUCCCCACCUCCCUUUAAUCUUUGGUUGAUUUACACCUUUGACAUUUGUGUUUGUCAACCCUGUGGCUUGUUAGCAUCAGAACCUCUCUGAAGACCAAACUUUGCUGUGCGCCCGCAGAGGAAGCUUGAGGACAGAUCUCGGGUGACGUGGGCAUUUCUGAGGCCGAGAGGCAUCCUCCUGCACACCCCGAAGCCGUUCAGAUCGCUUCCCGCGCUUGUUUCUCUUGGCAAAGAGAGAUAGAUGCAUCGUGCUCACUGUGCUCCAGUUCUGUGCGCGGCCGUGCCCCGCUCCCCCCGCAGCAGUUCUGCCUGCCCGGGAAGCGGCUGCAGCUCACCAGCAAGUGUGCAGCAGGCCAGGGGCGGCCUCCUGGCUGCUCAGUUGUCACACGGCUCCCUGCCCUCGAUUUCCCUGCAACUGUCCUUUGUGGUGUUUGCACAACCUGUCCAUGGAGGCUGAGCUCUUAAGAUACGAAAAUACAGCCCCCAGCCAGGAACUUGUGGGAAAGGGCCACGGUCACUGACUCCUUGGUCUUGGAGGCCACAGUUAGGUGGAAGCUUGGGCUUUGGUGAGGGGGUGGGCAGGGGCCAGCCCCGCUGGUGUCCCAUGAAUUCCAAGCAGGUCAAGAUGUGGAUGUGUCCAGGGAAGCUUGAACAAGGCUAGAACAGCUGUCUGCCAAAGAUACAAGAAUAUGCAAAGUCCCUCUUCUCAGCCCCUCCGUCCCUGAGUCUUGGUUGGUCUGAGAGCCAGGGAUGUGCCCCUAGGGUGCGGUUGCAGGUCCCCUGCCUGUGACCUCACCCCCAUCUGCACUGGGGGUGGGGGUAAGAAAAGCGGGGUCCAGGGGAUGAGUGGCUGUAAGGGGUCCUGUGGCCUGGGUGUGGUGUGAGGGUCUGCCUGUCUAUCUCUGUUUGGGUGUCUGAGUUUUAAAAAGUGUGUGGGGUUCCUCCUCAUCUCCUCUGAGACUGUUGUUUUUAAAUGCUUGACUGUGGGUGGGAGGCUUGUAUGAAAUUCCCCCUUCACGUCUCCACUUCCCAACAAUGUUCAGUUUGCUCCAGAAACCUUGGGGAAGAGUGGAGCCCUCGGCGGCACAGGGCCUGCAGCCGGGACUGGACUCGGGCUUCCUCGGAGCGCCUACUUUCUAUGCACACCGCACCCCACGCCCUAGCAGAGCCGAGGGGAGUCCUUUCUGGGUGCUGCACCACAAGUCUCAGGAUGGCUUUUAGUCUGAAAGCCGCCUUAGACCCGGUUUGCUGCUGCCGCCGGUGCCAAUCUCCUAGGACACUGCCACCCUGGAGCGCACACAUGCCCCUCUUCCUGCUUGCCAGCUUUGGAGCAGUGUGUCCUCAGCUGCCCCUGCAGAAUCCUGGGCGGCUCAUACCCUCCGCUUUUCUGUCUCCCUGUCUGCCCCACGCCAGACGCCCUGCCCCAGGUUCACAGCCAGAGCUCCGUCAGCAGGGUCCCUCCGGGGCCGUGCUGCUUCUCUUGCUUGUUGGCGGAUGGACAGUUCUAUGCACGUCCACUCAGAGGUGGACUCUGCAGUGGGCCAGGGCAGGGGCAGGCCUAUGCCUAUGCCUUGGCAGGGUUAGAGGAGGGCGUUGGUCCUCCCCUCCUUCCCUCGCACGGUCUGAGCGUGAGUGGCGUCCCUCUCCUCCUCUGUCCAGCAGGGGUAGGAGGCUGCCUCUCAGUCCUGCAGUCCCUGCUCCUCAGGACUCCUGGACACAGCAGAACUGCCACCCAAGAGGCGAGGCCAGCCACAUCCUUAGGUGACAGGCUGGGGAGACGGAGGAGUGCAGUGGGGAGGAACCGUCUGUGUGCGUGGCGUGAGGGUGCGUGUGGGGAUGUGUGUGCACGUGUGCAUGCCUUUUUUUUUUUUUUUUUUUCUUUCGCUGUGGGGACAGUUGAAUUUGGGGCAUUUUCCCACAAGAAACAGCUUCUCUCCUCGUGAGGACUGGCUGUGGCCCUACGCCCAUCAAAGGCACAUCCUGCCUGGAGAGAACUCCAGAGCUAGCUGGUGGCCUAAAGGCUGCUAAGCUGAGAAGUGGGCGAGAGGACGGACCCCUCCCCAAAUUCAGUCUGAGCCCCAGCAGGAGAGCGAGGCAGGGCUGCCAGCGCCUUCCGUGGUCCCGGGACGAGCUGGGAGCAGCCGUGCUGCCCCUCCGCCGGGACAGCUGUGUGUGUGGCGAGCAAGCUGGUGGGUGUGUGGCGGGGCCUUGUGGUGCCUGGAGGAGCUGAAGAUGAGGUUUUCCUUACUGUGUAAACGAAUAUUUGUAUGAUUAAAUUAACACACAAAAACUUC
This is a messenger RNA of Cavia porcellus (domestic guinea pig), 3868 nucleotides long. It is a transcript of the gene Ilrun, whose product is annotated as inflammation and lipid regulator with UBA-like and NBR1-like domains. Gene Ontology annotation, molecular function: ubiquitin binding. Bases 196 to 1071 code for a protein of 291 amino acids. The transcript has 5 exons. Gene Ontology annotation, biological process: macroautophagy. NCBI's taxonomy places the organism in Eukaryota, Metazoa, Chordata, Mammalia, Rodentia, Caviidae. The record is from RefSeq and is a predicted model, not a curated record. Gene Ontology annotation, cellular component: phagophore assembly site.